Messenger RNA from Larimichthys crocea (large yellow croaker), 6648 nucleotides. RefSeq names its product glutamate receptor, ionotropic, kainate 4 (gene grik4). The coding region runs from base 1067 to 3970 and encodes 967 amino acids. Gene Ontology annotation, biological process: monoatomic ion transport. Gene Ontology annotation, cellular component: membrane. The record is from RefSeq and is a predicted model, not a curated record. The transcript has 21 exons. NCBI's taxonomy places the organism in Eukaryota, Metazoa, Chordata, Actinopteri, Sciaenidae. Gene Ontology annotation, molecular function: ligand-gated monoatomic ion channel activity; signaling receptor activity.
GCAAGAGAAAGGGACGAGACUUCGGCUGCACCUCAAUCUGGUCUGCAUCUUUCCACCGGACCGCAGUGGAUACAGCCCGACUGUACAGCAGGAUGUAAAGGAGGGUGUUUUUGCACAGGUGUUCCACAGAUCUGUCUGUCUUUUUUUUUCAAUUUCUUGUUUUUUUCUCUUCCAGUUUUUUGUUUUUUGAAGGAGCACACAGCACAAAGCGAUAUCACUGCCUGGCUUUUCUUCUUCUUCUUGUUCUGCUUCUUUCUUUGCGCUCUCCCCUCACUGGUAAGUGGGAUGCAGGAUACGCAGCAUCACCGGCAUCGUUAGAAUAAGCCUAAUAGAUAGACCUUACAGUUCAGUACAGGCCUAUCAGAUUUAGUGAAGACUAAAGAGGAGGAAUAAAACUCUCCGCCGAUGUGACAGAAAAGGACUGCUUUGCUUCGGAGGGCAUAAAGUGAGGAGGGAUAUUUUUCCUCAAACUAUAUGGGGACGUGGAUGGUUUUUAUUCCCCGGGCGCACUAAUGCCCCAUAAAACGGGAAACGAUUUGGACAUCUAAUGAUCAGAUUGAAACUGGACUGCUGUUGAUCUUAUCGGUAACGCAUUUUUAUCUCACCCAGUGAGUCUCGUUGGUGGAGGGAGGCGCGGAACAAGAUCCAGAGAACUAUACAGGAGGAGGGAGAAUUGAGUUGCAUUGCUUUUCUUGCAAAAAAAAAAAAAAAAAAAAAAAACACGACGUGUUUCUGCAGCACGCACACAACAAAACCUGAAGCAAACUAACUGAGAAUAUUUAUUUAAAAUCUGGACAAGAAGGAGCACACAGAUCAGCAGAGUGUCUAUACACAGCAGAGACCAAACUCUGCCUGCGUGUGUGUGCAUAUAUACACACUUGUCCGAAAGCCGGGGGCACAUACUAUAUGUGUAUGUGAGAUGAGGAGAAGCUAAGUGGCUACCACAACCACCCAGAUCAGACAGCCUCCUGUGCUGCAAGAUGGAUUAGAGCCCCACACCUCAGGAGAUCAAAGGUGGCUGUGACAGGGGCACCCCCGGGGCAGGACCCAUGAGGAGUCAUAGAAGAUGCUCACAGCCUGGGCGCUUCUGCUCUUCUUAGCCAUGUGGGUGAGAAGCACCUCUGGUGGACCACUCUCCUUCAGAAUAGCUGCCAUCCUUGAUGACCCUAUGGAGUGCAGCAGAGGGGAGCGUUUGGCCAUCACGCUGGCCAAAGACAGCAUCAACAGGAACAGUAACCGCUCAACCACUGGCAAGCUGGAGGUGGACAUCUUUGAACUGCUGAGAGAUAGUGAAUAUGAGAUGGGUGAAACAAUGUGCCAGAUCAUGUCUAAAGGGGUGGUGGCGGUACUCGGUCCUUCUGCCAGCCCGGCCUCCAACUCCAUCAUCAGCAAUAUCUGUGGAGAAAAGGAGGUGCCCUAUGUCAAGGUGGCUCCAGAGGACAUUCUAAAGGUUCAAUUCCCCCGGUUCACCACUCUGGACAUGAGGCCAACCAACACUGACAUCAGCCUGGCUGUGGCCGGCCUCCUCACCUUCUUUAACAGCACCACCGCCUGCCUCAUCUGUGCACAGGCUGACUGCUUAUUGAACCUGGAGCAGCUCCUCAGGCAGUUCCUGAUCUCCAAGGAGACUCUGUCAGUGCGCAUGCUUGAUGACAGCCAGGACCCAACCCCGCUCCUGAAGGAGAUACGGGAUGACAAGACUGCCACUAUUAUAGUCGAUGCCAACGCCACCAUGUCACAUAUCAUCUUGGAACGGGCAUCAGAGCUGGGAAUGCUGUCAGUCUACUACACUUACAUCUUCACCUCUCUGGAAUUCCCUUUACUCCGACUGGACGAUGUGGCGGACAAGCGGGUGAACAUCAUCGGUUUUUCAGUCUUCAACAAAACUCAUCCCUUCUUCCAGGAUUUUGUGCUAAGCCUCAACCGCUCCUGGCAAGAGAACUGUGACCAUGCACCGUUCGCUGGGACACCACUCUCCUCAGCUCUGCUCUUUGAUGCGGUAUACGCGGUGGUGGCAGCGGUCCAGGAGUUGAAUCGUAGCCAGAAUGUUGGCGCCACUCAGCUCUCCUGCAAGUCCUCCAAGAUCUGGGAGCACGGCACCAGCCUCAUGAAUUACCUGAGGAUGGUAGAAUUGGAAGGUCUUACGGGCCACAUUGAAUUCAACAGCAAAGGCCAGCGGUCUAACUACGCCCUGAGGAUCAUGCAGAACAGCAAGGAUGGCCUAAGGCAGAUUGGCCUGUGGCACUCGGAAGAUGGACUGUCCAUGGAGAGAAAGCUUCCAUCAAUCAACGUGACAGACACCCUCUUCAACACUACUCUUACCAUCACGACAAUAUUAGAGAAUCCAUAUGUCAUGCUGCGGCCGAACCACCAGGAACUGCAGGGAAAUGAUCGCUAUGAAGGCUUCUGUGUGGACAUGUUGAAGGAGCUGGCAGAUAUUCUCAAAUUCAAGUAUCGCAUCCGGCUGGUGGGGGACGGACUGUACGGAGUUCCUGGAGCCAACGGGACAUGGUCGGGCAUGGUCGGAGAGCUCAUUUCAAGGAAAGCUGACCUGGCAGUUGCAGGCCUCACCAUCACAGCGGAGCGUGAAAAGGUCAUUGACUUCUCCAAGCCCUUCAUGACCCUCGGCAUCAGCAUCAUGUAUCGUGUCCACCUGGGACGCAGGCCAGGUUACUUCUCCUUCCUGGAUCCCUUCUCUCCAGGAGUCUGGCUCUUCAUGCUUCUGGCCUAUUUGGCUGUCAGCUGCGUCCUCUUUCUGGUGGCCAGACUGACACCUUAUGAAUGGUACAACCCCCACCCGUGUCUAAAGGGUCGCUGUAACCUGCUGAUCAACCAGUACUCACUUGGCAAUAGUUUCUGGUUCCCUGUUGGAGGCUUCAUGCAGCAAGGAUCCACCAUUGCUCCCAGAGCUCUGUCCACACGUUGUGUCAGCGGAGUGUGGUGGGCAUUCACAUUAAUCAUAAUCUCAUCGUACACCGCCAACCUGGCUGCCUUCCUAACAGUCCAGAGGAUGGAGGUGCCGAUAGAAUCAGUAGACGACCUGGCCGAUCAGACGGCAAUAGAGUACGGCACCAUGCAUGGAGGAUCCACAAUGACCUUUUUUCAGAACUCUCGCUACCAGACCUACCAGCGUAUGUGGAAUUUCAUGCACUCAAAGCAGCCUAGUGUGUUUGUGAAGAGCACGGAGGAGGGCAUCGCCCGUGUCCUCAACUCCAACUAUGCCUACUUGCUGGAGAGCACCAUGAACGAGUACUACCGCCAGAGAAACUGCAACCUGACGCAGAUUGGAGGACUGCUGGACACCAAGGGCUAUGGCAUCGGCAUGCCGCUGGGGUCAGUGUACCGUGAUGAGUUUGACCUGGCCAUCCUCAAAAUGCAGGAGGACAAUCGUUUGGAGAUCCUCAAGAGGAAGUGGUGGGAUGGUGGCAAGUGUCCAAAAGAGGAGGACCACCGUGCCAAAGGCCUGGGCAUGGAGAACAUCGGCGGCAUCUUUGUAGUGCUGGUGUGUGGCCUGCUGGUGGCUAUCUUCAUGGCAGUGCUGGAGUUUGUCUGGAUGUUAAGGCAGACACCAGGAAAUGAGCAGUCAGUGUGUGAGGAGAUGCUGAGGGAGCUCCAGGGGAUCGUCCUGUGUCGCGACAGCCUGCAGUUGAGGCGCCGGCGGGCAACUUCAAUGAUGCGGCCGCGGCCUUUACCCCUGGAGGAGCGUCGGGCACGAGCUGCCACCGUCAGCCUCAGCAACGGCAAGCUAUGUGGGGGCACCGGACUGCCUGAACCCCUCUCCCACAGACUGGCGCAGGAGGCAGCCCUGGUUGCGAGAGGUUGCAGCCACAUCCGGAUUUGCCCAGAGUGCCGGCGCUUCCAGGGACUGAGGAUGCGUCCCGCUGGGGCCACCGGGGCCCUCCCUUCUCCCACACACAGUGAGGAGAGCAUAGAGUGGGACAAGACCACAAAUAGCAGUGAACCUGAAUAACGCCUGGUGAUACCAACAGGACUGACUUUCGGAGAAGCCACCUCUCUACUUUCCAGGGAUCAAAGAUAACAUUUUUUUAAUUCAGCCAUUGGGAGCUUGAUGUUAAAGGGCAGGACAGUGCUGCAAACUUUGCUUUGCCCUAGAGGCAACAGCCAGUAGUCUGUUUUGGAAUCUCCUUGGGUGAAUUUUUUUCCUUUGUCAUAGGAGAAACUGAUGAGUCUGUCUCGUUGUGGUCUGUCCCUGUUGGCCCUUUGUACCGUGCAAAACAGGACGGACAAAAACAGCUACGGGGCAUUUGUACUAUGCAGUAUUUUCAGUCAUUUAUCAUUGUGCUGUUUCUUUUUUUUUCCUUUUUAAAUUAUUUCUGUCCUCUGUUGGAUUAUCAGUACUGAAUAUAGUUAUUCUAUUGUUCUUAAAAAAAAAAAAAUUUAAAAGUUCCUUUUUUUAUCUGACAAUUUACUGUAUGAACGUAUAUUGCCUCUGAAGAGCUGCAAAGAUGAAAAGACUAAUGCAAGGUCAUUCUUCAAUUGCUUUUAUUUUGAAAGUGCCAAAAACCAUAAGUAUUAUCUUGUGGCUGAAGAAAGCACCACAGCCUUGAGAAGACAACAAACUCAACUGAACCCAGAAAACAAACAAAUCGAGACAGACAGACAGACAGACAGACACACAGACUUCUUUUAUAGUAGUGAUAUUCUAUUAAAAAACAUGUUUUAACUGUUGGUAUCUCUGAAAGACAGCGAUGCAUGUCCAGAGGUGUUGGCAGGUUGCUCAUUGAAUGAUUAUUGCUAAAGUGGUGACUGAGUAGCUGAAAGAAUGAUUUCCUGUUUUGAAUACCUGCUUAAAAACACGAUGGCUGCACACACAUACACGAAGACAUCCAUUUCUUUCCCUUCUUCUUCUCUGUGUUACUUUCUCCUCCGUCUGUCUUACAUCUUUGACACCAUGACACCUUUAUUGUCUCAUCCCCUGACUUCUUUAUGAUCUCUCACUUAAAAAUACACACAGUCUCCUGCACAGCAUAGACGCUCUGUUAGAGAUUACAGGCUUUUCUCCAUCGCACAUAUUUAAGAAUGAUUCAGGUCCCAUCAAGACAAGCCAGUGAAACUAAAUGAAACCCAGCAUAUAUCAGAACAAACCAAAAGUCCCUGGUAAAAGUAAAAGGGUUUUUUAUAUCAACAAUCGACUUGAGUUCUUUUAAAUGUCAAGGCAGUUAAACUUUUAUUGAAUGUGAUGUUUUACACACUGCUUUCAAGGAGUAUUUCAGUUCAGAUUAACCUAGAUGCUCCCGUUUUUGUACUUUUAUUUUGCAAAAAAAAAAAAAAAAACUAAACCAAAAGUUGGAACAUAUUAAUCAGGUCUUUAAGAGAGAGAUUUUUUGAAUAGAAAACAUCAUUGUAAAAUCAAUUUGAUUGAAGCCAAGUUAAUUACUUUCUGAAAUGUAUUAAUUUGGUUACAGUUGUCUUUGUUUAAAUUGUACCAUACCUUCAGGCAUGAAACAAUGAGAACAAAGCACCAGUGACAGGAUUCUUAGGAUUCUUGGGUUACUUUCUGCAUAGACUGUGACACGUGACAUAGUAUUUUCCCACUGAACUGGUUUGAAUGUGUUACUAUAUGAUAGCCUGAUAGCCUGUUGCACGGUCGGAAUCGGCGGCCAUCCACCUGUCUACACUGCUCCUUGCUUAUCUCUGAUGUGUCCAUCAUUUUAACUCUGCCUACCAGGUUCUGUCAAUCACCAUCCCUCAAAACUAGGCCACCAACUUGACACUGCUUGAAGAUACCGCUGCAGUAUCUCUCUUGUUGUACUUUUAUUAGCCACAAUUCACUUUCUAUCUUCAUCAUUUUUUACCUGCAGGUUGUCAUGGCUAGAAAUUUUCUGUAUGUGCUCUUUUCAAGUAAAAGGAGUGAAUGUUGAAUUGAGGUGUCUAAUCUUUUGAUCACUCGCCAUGUUUUCUUCAUGUUUCUUUGCUUUACCGGCAAUAGGUCACAUCUCAUUCUUUACAUGUCACACAAUCAAACUAUAUGAUGGCACCUACACGCAAACCACGCCAAUAUACAUCUUGCCAUGUCCACAAAAGCUUAAAGAAACUGAUAACAAAGAAUUCAAGAAAAAAGAAACAACUAUUUUCACAAAUAUUACAGCCCUUUAAAAGAAAAAACACCAGGCAAUGGUUGAACGCUUGAACAGAAUCUGGCAAACAAUUCAAUGUCCUCUUCACGUUUAAAUAAAUGUUUUUGUUUCUGUGAUAACUGACGGAGGAAUAACUUUGAUAUUGGGGAUGAGCAUUUUCCCUCUGAGAAAAAAAAAAAAAAAGUAAUUCAUCAUAAUUAUCCUGCAUUUUCCUACGUCAUUCACCGUGCAUAAUUGUAUUUUUUGUUCAUGUAGAAUCGCCUCAGUCACACCUUGUUGUUGAAUCAUUUUGUCAUUUGUUGCAUCAUUUCUGCUGCAACAUCUCUUGCCCAAACUGCCUCUAUAUUUUUAAAGUACCUGUUAUUGCAUGAACGGCCAUGAUUGGUAUGCUGUUUCAGAAGCUGGUGAGUGUGUAAGACUGUGGUAGAUCAAGCGCUGACAGACCUGGAGUGAACUGCAGUAUUUGCAUAAUUGUACUAAUACAGAGUUUUGAGUGAACUGGUGGUUCUGAACAUUUUGGGUGACUGGAAUUACAAAUUAGUGGAAUCUC